Messenger RNA from Aspergillus saccharolyticus JOP 1030-1, 486 nucleotides. RefSeq lists its product as uncharacterized. Gene Ontology annotation, molecular function: ribonuclease MRP activity. The transcript has 2 exons. Lineage: Eukaryota; Fungi; Ascomycota; Eurotiomycetes; Eurotiales; Aspergillaceae. Bases 1 to 486 code for a protein of 161 amino acids. The record is from RefSeq and is a predicted model, not a curated record. Gene Ontology annotation, cellular component: nucleolar ribonuclease P complex; ribonuclease MRP complex. Gene Ontology annotation, biological process: tRNA processing; intronic box C/D snoRNA processing; nuclear-transcribed mRNA catabolic process, RNase MRP-dependent.
AUGUCUACCACAUCGCAGCCCCAGCCAGCAGAAGUGGAGACUGCGAAGCGCAAAGCUCCGACCGAGCAAACCUCCUCCUCCUCCACCCCCGCCAUGACAUUCACCACGCGCAGUCCCCCUUGGACCUACCUCAAGCUACAGUUAACCCAUCAGCCCCCUGUCUCACAGUCUACCCUCAACCACCCUCUUGACCCCCUCACAGCCCGCACCUACCUCUCCGCCGCGCUCCGCCAAUUCCUCGGGCUGUCUGGCACGGCUAUUGCGAUUGACAUUCUGAAGAUCGACCCUCCCUCUGGUACAAACGCGAAAACAAUUUGGAUCCGUGUGCCUGAACCAGAUGCAUCGGCCGUUGUCGCAGCGCUGAGUUCGUGGGUCGGGGGUAGCGAAGCCAAUGGCAAUGGUAACGUUGCCUGGCGGGUUUGUGCGAAAGGGAACUUCCUCCAGGCGAUAGUAAAUGGCUCGGGGGCAGAGAUAUUUGUUCCAUGA